AUCUAAGAUCUAGAAACAAAGAAAGGGAGAAGCGAGCUCGCGAGCUCGGGAGUCGGGAGUUCAAUCUUGGCAUUAUUCCUUGAGGCGGCGCUGCACCAGCACCUCCUUGGCCGGCCGGCAUGCAAAUUGGACUUUGCCCAUGGUCACCCCUGCCAGAAGGCGCAGCACUGUCCUUCAUCGACGGGGGCACAGCAAGAGCCGACAACUUCCACUGCUGUACGCAGUCUGCAGUCUGUCCCUCAACACGCGCCGAACCAGAAGGCCCGUUUCGCUCAUUUCUUCAUUUUCGUGCUCUCUGAUUGGCCUGCUUUGCCACGAAGUAUUCGCUUCCCAGUCCGCUUUAGGAAAAGAAGAGGUUAUCUCAGAGUCAACGCUCCGUUCGUUGUCGUCAUUCGCAGCUCCGGGGAUCGUGUGUUGUGGGGACUGGCAAUGCUUGUUUUUCUCAAGCUAGACUGUAGUUGAACACACACUUCGUAUUUGCCCAGCUGGUAUCAUGCGAAGGCGGCCAUACGCCAGUGCUGACAUCGUACCGCUGGCCU
Hyaloscypha bicolor E is the source of this 539-nucleotide messenger RNA. RefSeq lists its product as uncharacterized. The coding region runs from base 140 to 451 and encodes 103 amino acids. The transcript has a single exon. Lineage: Eukaryota; Fungi; Ascomycota; Leotiomycetes; Helotiales; Hyaloscyphaceae. The record is from RefSeq and is a predicted model, not a curated record.